Molecule: messenger RNA, 690 nt
Organism: Torulaspora globosa
Lineage: Eukaryota; Fungi; Ascomycota; Saccharomycetes; Saccharomycetales; Saccharomycetaceae
Gene: MVD1
Product: diphosphomevalonate decarboxylase MVD1
Exons: 1
Coding region: 1-690 (229 amino acids)
Biological process (GO): isopentenyl diphosphate biosynthetic process, mevalonate pathway
Cellular component (GO): cytosol
Molecular function (GO): diphosphomevalonate decarboxylase activity
Source: RefSeq, a predicted model, not a curated record
AUGGGCGACAGGGAAGACGGUAGCGACUCCAAGGCAGUUGAAGUCGCACCUAUGGAGCAUUGGUCUGAUAUGAAGGCUGCUAUCCUGGUCGUGAGUGCUUCGAAGAAGGACACCCCCUCAACUAGCGGUAUGCAAUUGACUGUGCAGACUUCAGACUUGUUUAGAGAAAGAGUCAGAGACGUUGUUCCACGCCGGUUCGAGGAGAUGAAGAAGGCUAUCAAGGAAAAGAACUGGCCAGUGUUUGCUGAGUUGACUAUGAAAGACUCUAACUCAUUCCAUGCAACUUGUCUGGACACUUUUCCGCCCAUUUUUUACAUGAAUGAUACAUCCAAGAAGAUCAUCAAGCUGUGCCAUCAGAUCAAUGAAUUUUACAACGAAACAGUGGUAGCUUAUACAUUCGAUGCUGGCCCAAAUGCCGUCCUCUAUUAUUUGAAGGAGAACGAGAAGAAGCUUUUCGCCCUCAUUUACAAGAUCUUUUCCAAAGUCUCCGGAUGGGAAGCCAAAUUUUCUAACGAGGAAUUGAGUCAAUUCACAAAGAUAUUCGAUUCAUCCUUAGCUAAGGACUUGCCAUUCGAAUUAGAUGACGAACUUUACAAGGGCGUCUCAAGAGUAAUUCUGACACAAGUCGGCCCAGGCCCUCAGCCAACCGAAGAAUGCUUAAUUGAUCCAGCAACAGGUCUGCCAAAAUAG